Exophiala mesophila is the source of this 4315-nucleotide messenger RNA. RefSeq lists its product as uncharacterized. The transcript has a single exon. The record is from RefSeq and is a predicted model, not a curated record. Gene Ontology annotation, cellular component: SLIK (SAGA-like) complex; SAGA complex. NCBI's taxonomy places the organism in Eukaryota, Fungi, Ascomycota, Eurotiomycetes, Chaetothyriales, Herpotrichiellaceae. Bases 272 to 3829 code for a protein of 1185 amino acids. Gene Ontology annotation, molecular function: structural molecule activity; protein heterodimerization activity. Gene Ontology annotation, biological process: regulation of transcription by RNA polymerase II.
CCUCACACGUCGCAUUCUGCACCCUCCCACCUCAGAAUCAACACAAUUCUGCCGCAUCUUCUCCAUCUCCCAUCUCCCUCCAUUCAUCUCCUGCUGUCUUAAUUCCAUCGGAUUCGGAUUCUACGCACCUGAUUCCCCAUCUGUACUUGCUUUGAGACUUCUCGGACCUUGUCGCUGCUUCCUGCAGCCAUCCGCAACACACCCCGUCCACCCUCUGCAAACUGGAGCACCCGCGCCCCUCGCUCGCUCUUCCUUGGGGGCUGGCACGGUCAUGUCGCUAACAUGGCCGGCCCCAAACAGCCAGAAACCUCCUGACGACGAUCAUCCCCUUCAUUCUCUCCAUCGCGACUCUAUCCAUGGAUUCCUUAGAGCUCCCUCGCGCCCUCAUACUCCCAGUUCCUUCUCCAGACUCCGCAGUCUCGGGAGUGGCUCACAAUCUGGCCAAGCCACAGACACUGAGGCUAACCCCGACCAAGAUCCCCAAGUCCUACGUUUCCGCGCCCUCUAUCAAGACACAGAAUCAAAGUUGUCCACUCUCUUUGAUUCACUCGGUCGGGUGGUAGUCACCCACCGGCCUCGCCAUAAUGGCCUCCUUGCGUCCUCACCUUCGGCUAACGCGCCAAAUGGCCUUGACCCCGCCGCGGCCCCGGCUCCACUUUCGAAAAAGAGGAAGCUGGACGACGACUACGACGACUACGACGAUGACGACGAAGAUGAAGAGCCGGAUCUAUCAACCUCCUCACCCCUGAAAGACAAGCCAAACAAGGUCCACAUUAUUGCCGAUUCCACCUCAUCGCCCCUCGCUCGUCCUGCCCACCUCGCCGGCGCUUUAUCUGACUCGACCAAACCUCCCCCGAAGCCCACUGCAGCCCAACAGAAAGAGUCGGCCGAAGAUGCUCGCAAGAAACUCGAAGAGGCUAAACGCAAAGAGAUCGAGACUGUCCAGUCCUUGUCGCGUUCCAUGUUUUUCACUCUGGAAAAUGAUCGCGACGCCAUGCUCGAUCAACAACGGCUCGACGAGGCCGAGCGUCGCGCUGAAGCCGAGGCCGAAGGUCAUGCAAACCGUCAAAAUGCCUCUGCGCAGCAAGGGAGUCUGAGCAAGGCCAAUCUCGGCGCCUCUAGCCUUACCUUGAAAAAUCUCAUCGCCCUCUUGGACGAGCAUCGUUCCGCAGUCCAUGCCACCGAGUCCGAGUUGCGCGCUCUCAUGAGUGAAGUCCGUAAGAACAGAAGCAAGUGGGCCAGUGAAGACAAAGUCGGCCAGGAAGAACUUUAUGAAUCCGCCGAAAAAGUCCUGACCGAACUCAAGGCACACACCGAGCAUUCCACUCCUUUCCUCAACCCUGUAAAGAAGAAGGAUGCCCCCGAUUAUCAUGUCAUCAUCAAACAUCCUAUGGACCUGGGCACCAUGACGAAAAAGCUUAAGCAGUUUGCGUACAAGUCCAAGAAAGAAUUCGUCGACGAUCUCUGUCAGAUCUGGAAAAACUGUCUGCGCUUCAACAGCAGUCCUGACCACCCUUUCCGCAAACACGCCUUAUUCAUGCAAAAGGAGACCGACAAGUUGGUGCCCCUUAUUCCUGAUAUUGUCAUCAGGGAUCGUGCAGAGGUCGAGGCCGAGGAAAGGAGACAACAGAUCGCCAACGGCGAACUCGACGAUGGCGCUGAAGAAAGUGAUGAUGAACCUAUCAUGUCAUCUAGAGGCCGUAAGGCGCCGAAGAAAAGCACAAAGAGCGUGGGCCAGACCUCCCGCAAGGCACCACCAGAGACUACGCCAGUCCCAGAGACCAAACCCGUAUUGCAAUCUCUAAGCUCCGUCCAGCAAAACGUUCGUGCCGACUCAGAAGUUGAUGGAAGCCAGGGGCAAUCAACGCCACCUCCAGGAGGCAUCUUGACCCCAAUCGGCGCUCAAGGCCCUGGCAGUGUCAUCGGAGCUGGCAGUGAAGCAUUAGACAUGGAUCUCCCUGGUCUUCCCGCCCCGGCGCCAGCUCCAGAAUACGAAGAUGAAGACUAUAAACUAUGGAAGCAGAAGACGAAACGUGAUCGAGCCAUGCUCGCCGCAGCUCGACAUCGCCUUUUCCGCGGUGAUAAACUCAAUCCAGACGAAAACGCGCUGCUCAGAAGCAAGGCUGGCAUGCGCCGCUGGCAACGCAUCCAAGAUGAGAUUGCUGGCAAGGGCACCGCUGACGUAACUGGACAAGCCGCUGAGCGGGACAAGCUCCAAGGUCAAAGUCUUGCCGAGGGAAUGGAAAUUGAAGAAGAUAGCCUGCUCCCAGACUAUUACGAUUCGCUCGCAGCAAUUCCCGACCUUGAACCUGAGCAGAGGUGGGAACAAGACUCUGAAGGCCAUGUUAUCGAACACUCGGAACGAUAUCUCAGACUGUACCCUCCAAAUCAGUUCACUGCGCCUCGGAGUAAAUUUACACUUAAAAUGGAGGCCAAUAUGCGCCAAAUGCAAGAAACUCGAAAGAUUGUCUCCAAAAUCGGCGUGGUCAAGCAGAUGCAAUUGCAAUCUCAAACCUACCAGAAUCAGUUCCAAAAGUACCAACCAGAGCCCUUUGUCGAACAAGACAUUCCAAACCACGUUGUCGCUGAUGCGGGCCCAUUGAUUGCUCCUUGGGUGGCCAAGGCUUCUUUUCAAAGGGCAAUUGGGCAGGUCUUUUUUCAAGCAGGCUUUGAAGAAUUUCAACCUUCGGCCUUGGAAGCCGUGACCGAUAUAGCAACAGAAUUCUUCACUCGCCUAUGCACAACAAUCAUCAAUUACCGGGAGGACUACAAAAUUCCAUCUUCCACAGUUGUGCCAGCAGGUCAGGGCGAGAAGGCGAACACGCCGCCGGCUUAUGUAACCCCAACCACCACUGAAGAGGCUAUCCUCCAUUCCCUCCACACUUCCGGGCUAUCCAUGAAUGACCUAGACGGCUUUGUCAAGGAAGAUGUUGAUCGCUUGGGCACCCGGCUGACCACUUUGCAUGACCGAAUGAAAGCGCACCUUGCAGAUCUUCUCCGGCCCGCGCUCACGGACGAUACUGCACAUGGUCACGGCACCUUCGUUGACGGCGGUGAACAGUUUGUUGGUGGCGAUUUUGCCGGAGAUCUUGAUGAGGACUUCUUCGGCUUCCGUGAAUUGGGUCUCGACCGAGAGUUUGGCAUGGCCAGCCUUACUGUACCAUUCCACAUCCUUCAAAACCGUCUGGGAAUUAGCAAUCAACAAUCCAACGAGGCAGAGCUGUCCGAGAAGGUUUUCAAAGAGCCACCGCGUUGGCCCAAGGUGAACGUCGAAAAUGUGGAAGAACAACCUGGCAUCGUCAAAGAAUGGUUCAAGAAGCGGUUGCAUGAUAACGGUGAUCGCCCACUCACAGAAGAUCUUGAGCUUCCUCCUAAGCAGAGGCCUGGAUAUGGCCGUGCCCGAGUUCCUGCUAGUGGCAAGAUUGGUGAUGGAAACCUCAAGAGCAACGCUAGCCCAGUCAAGAAAGCUGCAGCUGCUGGCAAGAGCCAAAAUGCUCCUAAACCUCCUCCCAUUGCAACCCCGGCCGACAAAGGAAAACGCAAGUCGAUUGUCGCCAAUGGAAUUACCACAGGAGAAGACUCUCCGAUCGUCAACGGAGUCAAUCCCUCCACGCCUGGCCCUGGUGGUGACGGAAGUCCAACGAAAAAGGAAAACAAAGUUGCUCCCCAAAAGUCAAAAGCCACGCCAAUCGAGAAACCCUCAACUGCUGACAAAGACGAUUCCAUGAUGGACCUUUUUGUUGAUGUCCCAGAGACCAAUGGUGUCGAUAAGGUCAAUGGCGUGGAAAAUGAUGGCGAUGCUAGCAUGAUGAGCCCCGAGAGUCUUUAGUUUUGAAAACCCCCCAGAAUCGCCCCGAUUGGUUUUACGUCUAGAGCGUCGAGUCCUCCCAACUUCUCUAACAGGACACUUCUGGAUCGAAAACAACCACAGCCAUCAGCGGUAUUGUCAGACAUAUACUUGAAUACAGGCAAAAGUAUAAAAUGCACGCUUUCUACAUGUCGUCGAAAUCAUUUCUCGGGUCAAAAAUAUCGCUGAAAGUUGGUUUGUCUGAACGGUUGGCUGGCUGGCUGGCUGGCUGGCUGGCCAUCUACAAUAUGCAGAGAUGAGUUUUGAAAGGCUCAGGCCAACGACGAGGAUGGUUGAAGGCAAGACGAAAACACGAGAGGAAAGAAAAGGAGAGAGAGAGAAGGAGAGAGACAAGAUGUCCAUGUUUCAGUGCAUAUACUUACUCAGGCCACUGUAUUCUAUCAUGCCUAGAUUCAUAUCCUACCAAAUUAGUACUGUACUUAUUUACCAGCUCUAUGGCCUACCAGA